Molecule: messenger RNA, 1408 nt
Organism: Chrysoperla carnea
Lineage: Eukaryota; Metazoa; Arthropoda; Insecta; Neuroptera; Chrysopidae
Product: zinc finger protein 85-like
Exons: 2
Coding region: 45-1298 (417 amino acids)
Cellular component (GO): nucleus
Molecular function (GO): zinc ion binding
Source: RefSeq, a predicted model, not a curated record
AUCUACACUCAUUAUUCGAUAAUUAUCCGUUUAAUAUAAUUGAAAUGUUAACGGAAAUUGUUGAUAUUACAGUAAUCGAAAAUGAUAAUUAUCCACAAAAUAUUUGCACAAAUUGUUUGGAUAAAUUAUAUUCAGCGUACAAUUUUAAACAGCAAUGUCAAGAAACUCGAAAAAAGUUUGAAGAGUAUUUAAAUAAUUUGGAUACUAAAGAUAAUUUCGAUAGCAUUCACGAAGAAAAGUAUUUUAUUGUAAAAGAAGAUAUCGACUUCUCGAAUAAUUACGAAGAGGAUGAAAAAGAAAAAGUUAUUAAAACAAAGAAAAAAGUUGUAAAGAAAAAACGAAUGUGUAAAAUAUGUAAUCAAGGUGUUACAAAAUUAUUUGAACACAUGCGAAAACAUACAAAAGAAAAACCGUACAAAUGUGAAACUUGUGAUAAACGAUUCUCGUUUAUCUCAAACUAUAGACGACAUUUACGGAUUCAUGGAGGUGAAAAACGAUUUGGUUGUGACAUCUGUCAGCGAAGAUUUACGCGUAAGCACACUUUACAAACGCAUCGAUGUCUGGGUGAGCAACGGAAACCUCGAACACCUACAGAAUACAAACCAAGAGAGGCGGGUUUAGUUACUGCUACGAAUGAAGAAGAAAAUGAACUAUUUUUGUGUAGCUUUUGUGGGAAAAGUUUCGCAAAUCGUCAGGGAUUGGUUACGCACAGGGUCGUACACACCGGUGAAAAGCCUUACAAGUGCGCUGUUUGUGAGAAAACAUUUGCAUACAGUGCUUCAUUACGGGUUCACGAAACGAGUCACACCGAUGAAAAACGUUUUAAAUGUUCCUUUUGUGAGAAACAAUUUCGAGUUCGAUCGCAUUGUUUGAGUCAUGAAAAGAAUCACACCGGGGAGAAACAAUAUAAAUGUUCGUUUUGCGAACGAGAAUUUUUACAUCGUAGCACGUGGAAAAGUCAUGAAUUAAUUCACACGGGGGAGAAACCAUACGAAUGUCAGUUUUGUAUGCAGAGUUUUCGCCAACGACAUCAUUUAAUCGCUCAUUUACGCACCCACACGGGCGAAAAACCAUUUAAAUGUCAAUAUUGUGAUAAAAAUUUUGCAUUGAAGGGGAAUUUAACUGUACAUGAGCGUAUUCACACAGAGAAAGGUCAUACAAGUGUACCAUCUGUUCGAAGGGAGUCACCUAGUUUAAAUAAACGUAAAGAGAAUCAUUUAUUAACAGAAAAUGAGCGACAAAAUGAGGAAUCAACAAAUCAAUCGAAUGCAUCCUUAAAAAUUCCGAAAGUUGAAUAAAAAACUAAAUAAUUUUAUGUAAUUUUUAUUUUUAAUACCUUAAGUAACCUGCAACUCCAAUUCUAUAUACCUAUACUAUGAUUAACCCGCCCUCUAAGCAUGGUUAACCC